AGACUGCAGCAGGUUGCUACCGGUUUCUCAGGUUUUUAGCUCCAAAAAACGUAUUUCAUGCUCGAUUGAAGAUGGAAUUAGUAAAUACGGGAACCAUCUUGAGAAGGAAUGAGGCGACCACACAGUGACUACAAGACAUUGCUCUGCAGGUCUUGAAUGAGCGAGAAGACACCAGCAGAAAUGUUUGGGAGAAGUUUGAGACGUCCCGGAGGUUUCCCGCUCAUCCCGGUGUGCGUGGGGAUCGUGGUGGGGUACAUCCUCCGCGGGCUGUUCGACAGCACCUUCCUCUCCAUCAUCGAGGAAAAACGGUACAAGAAGAUGUCGAGCGAGAAGGAGACCACCCCAGCGCACUGCAAACCCUGCCCCCUGUGCGCGCUCUGCUCCGAUUGCUGGAAACACGACGUGAUUGUAGAGCCGUCUCACCCCAGGAGCAUGUACGAAGUCAUCCGGUGGUACUACUUCACUGAGAAGCACCUGUACGAAAACCUGGAUGAUGAUCCGAGAAUUGGGCUUAUCGGAAGGUGGAAGGAAGAUGUACAAGACAUACAGGAACAGGCUGUCAGAAUUAUCAGUAAGGAAGAGAAGACUCAGUGGAAACUUGUGAAACUUCACUCCGGGUACAAGAGGAUAGAUGCGUUUCGAGGGAUGGACUAUGUCCUGGACAUGGAAGUUGUGAAGUCAGAAGGGGAAGAGAAGGGGCGUAAACUGGUCCACCUAGUGAGAUCCACCCGUCCCCACGUACGGCUGCUCAAUCUUCAAAACGUCGUGGAACAAACUGUAGUUCAUUUCAUUGUGCCGUUGUCGAGGGUUACGGACCGACUGCGGGAGUUUAUCCAGGUGUACGAGAAGGUUUGUCUGGAGACUGGCGCUGCCGUCAGCCUGCUGGGCGUGCUGUUCCGGGACAGUCCGCAGGACCAGACCAGUCUGGAACAGUGCAAGCAGCUGUUUGAUCAGUACGCAGCCAAGUAUCCUGCGGCGACGAUACGGUACGUGGAGGCGGAGGGCGAGUUUUCCCGCGCUGUUGGGCUGGACCUGGCAGCGAGGCAGCUGCCGCCUGACGCUCUGCUGUUCUUCUGUGACAUAGAUGUGGACUUCGAUCAGGGAUUUCUGCAGAGAUGUCGUAACAAUGCUGAGCUGGGUCGGCAGGUUUUCUACCCGGCUGUGUUCUCCCAGUACGACCCUGAACUUGUCAUGGAAGGAAUCCCUGGCAAACCCAAACCCACCAACCUCAGGGAUAUCAACAAGUACAAUGGUUUCUGGAUGUACUAUGGCUACGGGAUGGCCUGUAUGUACAACCAGGACUACCGCUCAGUCGGAGGGUUCAACCUGGACAUUCGGGGGUGGGGGGGUGAGGACGUCGAACUCUACGAGCGCCAUGUCAAGAGUGACCUUCAGGUGUUCCGUGCCAUGGACCCAGCCCUUGUGCAUCGUUACCACUCCAAGACCUGUGAUCCCGCCCUGACCCGCGACCAGUACCGGAUGUGCGUCGGCGCGCUGUCGGAAAACAUGGCGUCUAAAGCACAACUCGGGGUGAAACUGUUGACUAUGCAGGGCAAACUUCCACCAGCUGCAUAAUGUAGAAAAGUUCCUCUGCACAUUGCUCUAGCCAGCCUGAAAUUUUUUUCUGUCAUCUCAAGUUUGACGUAACAUCAUGUUGAGUGCCAAAUGUGACAACCCUAGGGGGGUCCGCUGACUAGAACAUUGAUACCACUGGCCAUUGUUACCAUUUUUUGGUGGCCCCUUAGAUUAGCUUUUCUCACUGACCCAAUCCUGUCCAUAGUAGCUGUAGAAGUCAAUAAUUUGAUCAAUAAUAAUGAUCAAUAUCUAAGAUUAAAAACUAGAAAUCUUGAAGUUAAAUUUUAGGUAUUGCAACCCUCAUCAGCUCUUGCCACUAAACGCUUUUGCCAUUCUUGCCAUAGCCCAAUCACAUUACCCAGUUCUCCUUGUUAAAAAUGAUAUUAUAAAGUGUGAAAUAUUCGUUUUUCAUUGGAUAUCUAAACUUAUAAAUGCAUAUACAAUAACAGGUUCAAAUGCAGGGUUUCGAAUGUGGACCAGUCCUUACAAUUUGGAAGACAAAAUUUCCAAACCUGUGAUAAGAAAAAAAUGACCAAAGUACCAAGGAUUAUAUAACGUCCCUUCUUUGACCCAAAAGGAACUUAAUAUAUCCAUUAUGUGCCAAUACACCUGUCAACUUUUGACCCCUCUUUAGAGGAAUUAACACCAAGUGCUUCCUUGCUUUAUAAUCUAUGCAGAUCUUAAGUCUUAUGCUGGACUUCCUUAAUGCGGGUAUCUAUUGUGAUGAAAUGUUGUAUAUGUAAAUAUUCAUACAUGUAUAUGCUGAUUUGGUAAUGCAAUACAUUAUGGAAUGCAUGUAUGCAUGUAUGCAACUGACCUGGAAACUUAGCACUAAGAUAUCAAAAGAUUCCCCUAGAAUUACAUAAUAUUACAGUUGAAAUCUUCUCAUGAUUUUGCAUUGCCUGAAGUUGUACAUAUAAUAUUGUAUAAAACAAGGUUAGAAGGUAUAAAACUUAAUGCCAAGGAUUUUAGGACUUAGAUUGUGCAACAGUUACCAAAGCCAAUACUGCAAUGCAAGUGGACAAGACAAAUUGUUGUGGGUUCUCUUAGAUUAUUAUGGAGUCAGUACUCCUAUACAAGUGUGAGAAUAAUUAUGCAGAAAUAAUUAUGAAAUAGUCAUUGUGUCAAGAUAAUUAUGUAUAAAGAUAAAUUUUGUACAUAUAAGUCUCAGAUCAUGACAAUCUAACACAACAAGGCAAAUAUAAGAGACAAACUAUGGUACAUCCUUCCAUCUGAAAAGAUGUUGGUAGCCUCUUUGUAAGAUACCGGUAUACACAAAUUUAGUUGGGAAAAGUUUGUAUAUAAGGUUACAAUGGGUAAAAGUGCAUUUCACUGUUAGGUAGACUUUUGUCAGAUGUAUUAUAAAGUGCUAGUAAUACGUUAGCUAGGAUUGUUUACCUCCGUAGCAGUCUGACACGUUGGCUUUUUUUUUUGCAAAACGUGCCAUUUUCUGAUUGCUUUAAUAUCAAUCCUGAUUAUACCCUGUUUCUUGCAGUUGUUAUGGGAGCAAAGAAAAUAAAGUCCAACUGUGAAAAGUCCAAAUGUAUAGAAGUAUGUAGAGAAUGUAUAGAAAACUUUGCUUAGGUGCCAACAGUUGAUUGUGUUCCUGGAGAUAGAAAAUAUAAAUGUUUGGAACUAGGAGUCCCGUUAUUCAUUUGUUUGACUGUAUAGCCAUGUAUUAAUUCCACCUUUUAAGUUUUAUACAGGUUUCCUUUUGCACUUUAGCAAGAAAAAUCAGAUG
Branchiostoma belcheri (Belcher's lancelet) is the source of this 3316-nucleotide messenger RNA. Its product is annotated as chondroitin sulfate synthase 3-like. The coding region runs from base 157 to 1575 and encodes 472 amino acids. Lineage: Eukaryota; Metazoa; Chordata; Leptocardii; Amphioxiformes; Branchiostomatidae. The record is from RefSeq and is a predicted model, not a curated record. Gene Ontology annotation, cellular component: Golgi cisterna membrane. Gene Ontology annotation, molecular function: glucuronosyl-N-acetylgalactosaminyl-proteoglycan 4-beta-N-acetylgalactosaminyltransferase activity. The transcript is spliced from 5 exons.